This is a messenger RNA of Gossypium arboreum, 1328 nucleotides long. Its product is annotated as heat stress transcription factor A-7a. Gene Ontology annotation, cellular component: nucleus. Lineage: Eukaryota; Viridiplantae; Streptophyta; Magnoliopsida; Malvales; Malvaceae. Gene Ontology annotation, molecular function: RNA polymerase II cis-regulatory region sequence-specific DNA binding; DNA-binding transcription factor activity. The record is from RefSeq and is a predicted model, not a curated record. The transcript has 2 exons. Gene Ontology annotation, biological process: regulation of transcription by RNA polymerase II. The coding region runs from base 207 to 1214 and encodes 335 amino acids.
CGUUAAUACUGAUUUUCUCUGUCACUUUCCACUUAUAAUUCUACUCUUCUCUUUAGAUUCACCUUCCAAUUUCUUUUCUUCAAUUGGAGUAUAUGCCCCUGUUUUCAAAUCCUCAUUCAUGAAAACAAAUUUUCAGCAUUUUACUUAGCAAUUGUCUAAGAAGGCAACUGAAUUCAAAUCAAAUCCUUUUUUUUUUUUUUUGAAUCAUGAAUCAGUAUUUUCCUUUAAAGGAAGAGUUCCAUUGUUCGAAUUACUCGCAGUACGAAGAUGAGACGCCGCAACCUAUGGAGGGUCUCAACGAUUCAGGGCCUCCGCCGUUUCUGUAUAAGACGUUUAACAUGGUGGACGAUCCAAGUACUAACUGUGUAGUGUCUUGGAGCAGAGGAGGUAGCAGCUUCGUUGUAUGGGAUACUCACUCUCUUUCUAGUAAUCUCCUCCCUAGAUUUUUCAAGCACAAUAAUUUCUCCAGUUUCGUUAGGCAGCUCAAUACUUAUGGUUUUCGAAAGAUUGAUUCAGAGAAAUGGGAGUUUGAAAAUGAAGGGUUUAUCAAGGGCCAGAAGCAUCUCCUGAACAGUAUCAAGAGAAGAAAGAACACAUCUCAAACGCCAGUAGUAAUUCAACAAUCUCUAGGCUUUUGUGUUGAAGAUGGUGAAGUGGAUCGCUUGAGGCGAGACAGGCGGGUUCUAAUGAUGGAACUAGUGAAGCUAAGACAGCAGCAACACAACACUCGAGCUUAUAUUAAGGCCAUGGAACGAAGGCUCCAAGGCACUGAAAAGAAGCAGCAGCAAAUGAUGUGUUUCUUGGCUAGCGCAAUGCAGAAUCCAGCUUUUCUGAAUCAGUUAAUACAACAAAAGGAGAAAAGAAUGGAGCUUGAAGAAGCCAUGUGUAAGAAAAGGAGACGGCUACGGCCUGUUAGCGUCGUCCGCGUAGGUGAAUCGAGCCGAAGUAGCGGAGGAGGAUCAAACCCUGUUAAGACUGAAGUUUUGGAGUUUGGUGACUAUGGAUACGAAGUAAAAGUAAUGGAAGCACUUGCAUUGGAAAUGCAAGAGGGAGCAGGUGACAAGGACGAAAAUCGAGAGAGACAGGGCAAAGAACUCGAUCAAGGAUUUUGGGAAGAGUUAUUGAAUGAGAGGUUCGAAGGAGGUGAAGAUGAAGAUAUGAAUGUGAAUGUGUUGGUUGAUCAAUUGGGUUAUUUGGGUUCAACUCCAAAGUAGAGAAGGUGAUUUGGGUUCCAAGUCCAUGCGAAGCUUUGAUGCUUUCUUGUUAUCAGUAGUGUCCACGCAAGGAUGCUUGUGAUAAGGUAUAUAUUCUUCAUUAUGAGAGAAAAA